Stegodyphus dumicola is the source of this 372-nucleotide messenger RNA. Its product is annotated as histone H4-like. NCBI's taxonomy places the organism in Eukaryota, Metazoa, Arthropoda, Arachnida, Araneae, Eresidae. The record is from RefSeq and is a predicted model, not a curated record.
UUACUCUUGAAAGUUACGUUCGUAGAAUUUGACCUAGCAGAAAAUGUCUGGCCGUGGGAAAGGUGGUAAAGGUCUUGGCAAAGGGGGUGCAAAAAGGCAUCGCAAAGUGUUAAGAGAUAACAUCCAAGGAAUCACCAAACCUGCAAUUAGGCGUUUGGCAAGACGUGGCGGUGUAAAGCGUAUCUCGGGCCUCAUCUAUGAGGAGACAAGAGGAGUACUUAAAGUUUUCUUGGAAAAUGUUAUUCGAGAUGCAGUUACCUAUACUGAGCAUGCAAAAAGGAAAACUGUCACUGCCAUGGAUGUCGUUUAUGCGUUAAAGAGACAGGGACGUACACUUUACGGAUUUGGUGGUUAGAGACCUCUACUUUCCCC